Molecule: messenger RNA, 3950 nt
Organism: Lagopus muta (rock ptarmigan)
Lineage: Eukaryota; Metazoa; Chordata; Aves; Galliformes; Phasianidae
Exons: 15
Coding region: 29-3568 (1179 amino acids)
Molecular function (GO): zinc ion binding; protein binding
Source: RefSeq, a predicted model, not a curated record
UGAAACUCUCAGCGCUCCGCGGGGCCCCAUGGCUGCACCCAACCCCACGUCCCACCUCCCCAGCGAAGCCUCCUGCCCCAUUUGCCUGGAAUAUUUCCGAGAUCCCGUCUCCAUCCACUGCGGCCACAAUUUCUGCAGGGACUGCAUCGCUCGGUGCUGGGAAUGGUGCACGGGGGAUUUCUGCUGCCCGCAAUGCAAGGAGACGGCGGAGGAGAGGAUUUUAUGUCCCAACAGGGAGCUGGCGAGGAUGCUGGAGAUCGCCAGGAGGCUGAGCCUGCAGGCAGCCCACAGGGACGCUGCGGGGCAGGAAGGAUGCAAAAAGCACCGGGAACCUCUGAGCAUUUAUUGCAAAGACGAUGAAGCUUUCAUCUGCCUCAUCUGCCGCGAGUCGCGGCUGCACCGGGCUCAUGUGAUGCUUCCUGUGCAGGAUGCUGUCCAGGAAUACAAGGAACAAAUCCAAUCCCGUCUGCAAGCGCUGAAGGAAGGCAGAGACAAACUCCUGGGGUUCCGAGAGGCUGAGAUGAGGAGAAAUUGGGAGUAUUUGGAGAAAACCAGCACCGAACGGCAGAAGGUUUUGGGUGUAUUUGAAGGGCUGCGGCUCUUCCUGGAGGAGCAGGAACGUCACCUGCUGGCCCAGCUGGAAAACACAGAGAGGGACGUGGAGAAAACGCAGGAAGAGAACGUCACCAUCCUGACCAAGGAGAUCUCCCAGCUGGAUGCCAUCAUCCAGGAGACGGAGGAGAAGUGCCAGCAGCCAGCAAGCCAGUUUCUGCAGGACAUCAGGAGCACCCUGAGCAGGUUGGGAAAGGAGAACUUCCAGCAGCCCGUGUUGCUUCUUCCAGACCUGGAAAGGAAACUCAGUCACUUCAGGGAGAAAAAUAAUGCAUUAGAGGAGAUUCUGAAGAACUUCAAAGAAAUCCUGAUGUUUGAGCUGCCUGAAAAGAUGAGCGUGACCCUGGAUCCAUCCACAGCUCACCCCCAGCUCUCCGUGUCGGCGGAUGGGAGCAGCGUGAGGUGGGAAGAUGCCCGACGGGAUGCAGCCAAGGAGGAAUUUGGGACCGAUCCCUUCGUGCUGGGCCGUGAGGGCAUCACGUCGGGGAGAUGCUGCUGGGAGGUGGAAGUGGCACCCGAAGGCUCCUGGGCUGUUGGUGUGGCCAAAGAGUCCCUAAAGAGGAGGGAAGAGAGCGGUGCGAGCCCUGAGGUUGAGCUCUGGUCUAUGGGUUUCUGUGAGGGACAGUUUUGGGCUCUGUCCUCCUUUGAGCGCAUGACGUUGCCCCAAAUCCAGGUUCCCAAAAGGGUUCGGGUCACCCUGGACUAUGAGAGGGGCCAGGUGGCAUUUUUUGAUGCUGAUAAGAGGGCUCUGAUCUUCAUUUUCCCAUCGGCCUCAUUCAAAGGGGAGAGCAUCCAGCCCUGGUUCCUGGUGUGGGGCGAGGGCUCUCAGAUCACGCUGUCAGUGACGGCCGGAGGAGAAGCUUGGGUGGCCCAAAACAAAGGGCCAGUAGGCGAAUCUUUCGGGGUUAUCGGGGAGGUCCUGCUGUCCUGCCCCACGUUUCACACUCUUUCUGUCUUCGGAGAGGACGAGGUCAGGGAGAAAGGCUUCGGGGCAGGAGGAAGAGGGCCUCGGGGCCUCCCCAUGGAGGCGGUGGGCGACGACGGGGCGUCGUCGGGGCGGCUGAACCCGGUGGAGACGCUGCAGGAGGAGGCGAUCUGCGCCAUCUGCCUGGACUACUUCGUGGAGCCGGUGUCGAUCGGCUGCGGGCACAACUUCUGCCGGGUUUGCAUCGCGCAGCUGUGGGGAGGAGGAGGAGAGGCCGAGCUGGAGGAGAGCAGCGGGGCCGCGGCGCUGGAGGAGGAGGAGGAGGAAGAACUGGAGGAGGAGGAAGAACUGGAGGAGGAGGAAGAACUGGAGGAGGAGGAGGAAGACGAGCUGGGGGAGGAAGAGCUGGACGUGGAGGAGGAGGAGGAGGAGGAGGAGGAGGAGGAGGACGAGGACGAGGACGACGACAUGUGGAGCGAGGAGGAGGAGGAGGAGGAGGAGGAUGGAGAGCUGUGGGAAGACCCCGUGGAGGAGGAGCUGUGGGACGGAGGGGUGCAGGGAGAGCUCUACUUUGGGGACGAUGAUUACGAUGAGGAUGUGAUGGAGGAGGAUGUGGAGGAAGAGGAGGAGGAGGAGGACGAAGCUCAGAGCCCUCCGCCCCCCGUCCUGCCUGCCCGCCCUCGCCGCCUGCAGACCUUCACCUGCCCCCAGUGCCGCAAAACCUUUUUCCAGAGGAAUUUCAGACCCAACCUUCAGUUGGCCAACAUGGUGCAGAUCAUCCGGCAGCUCCACCCUCACCCGCAGCGCCUCGCGCCGCCUGCUGGCCCCUCAGCCUCAGGGGGUCCUGGGGGGAAUCCGGGGAUCCUGGUGGCAACGGGAGGUCGGGGGUGUCCGAAUCUGUGCGAGAAGCACCAGGAACCCCUGAAGCUGUUCUGUGAGGUGGAUGAGCAAGCGAUCUGCGUGGUGUGCAGGGAGUCGCGGAGUCACAAGCAUCACAGCAUUGUGCCCCUGGAGGAGGUGGUGCAGGAUUAUAAGUACAAACUCCAGAGCCACUUGGAGCCACUGAAGAAGAAGCUGGAUGCGGUGUUGAAGCAGAAGUCGAAUGAGCAGGAGAAGAUCACAGAGCUGAGGGAAAAGAUGAAGUUGGAAAUCAAAGAAUUCGAGUCCGAUUUCGAGCUGCUCCACCAGUUCCUCAUCGGGGAGCACGUGCUGCUGCUGCACCAGCUGGAGGAGCGCUAUGAGAGCUUGCUGGACCGGCAGAGCAGCAACAUCAGCCAGCUGGAGGAGCAGAGUGCAGCCCUCAGCCGCCUUAUCGCAGAGGCAGAAGAUAAGAGCAAACAGGAUGGGCUGCAGCUGCUCAAGGACAUCAAAGGCACUUUUAUCAGAUGCGAGAACAUCAAAUUCCAGGAGCCCGAGAUGGUGCUGGUGGAUGUGGAGAAGAAAUACCGCAACUAUUUCCUGCAGGACGUGGUGAUGAGGAAGAUGGAGAAAGCCUUCAGCAAAGUCCCCCAGGCCGACAUCACGCUGGACCCUGACACCGCUCACCCUCGCCUCAGCCUCUCCCUGGACUGCCGCAGUGUGAAGCUGGCAGGGCGGCGCCAGGAGCUCCCCGACAACCCCAAACGCUUCGACUCCGAUUACUGCGUCCUGGGAUCCCAGGGUUUCACCACAGGCCGCCACUACUGGGAGGUAGAAGUCGGGGGCAGGAAAGGUUGGGCGGUGGGGGCUGCACACGAGACGGCUCGACGUAAAGAAAAAACCAUGGGGCCUCAUCAAAAAAGGGAGAUCUGGUGCGUUGGCACCAACGGGAAGAAGUACCAAGCGCUGACAGCCACGGAGCAGAUGGCUUUGUCACCCAGCGAGCGGCCGCGGCGCUUCGGCGUCUACCUGGACUAUGAACGGGGUCAGCUUUGCUUCUACAACGCUGAGAGCAUGACCCACAUCCACACCUUCAACGCUUCCUUCCACGAGCGCAUCUUCCCCUUUUUCCGAAUCCUGGCUAAGCGCACUCAUAUCAAAAUCUGCACCUGAUGGCCCUCUAGCUUCUGAUUUUUCCCCUUCCCCCUCCCGCCUCAUCCUUUGGGUCCCGCUUUGGGACCCGACGCUGCACUUGUUGUCUCGCACCUGCUUGCUCACAAGGCCUCUUCCCUCCUCUCUCCCGACCCAGCCUCUGUCCUCGUCCCAGCUCUUCUCCGGGGUCGCGAUCCCAGGCUGGUUUGGUUUGGAAAAGGGAUCCAAUCUCCUCGCUGGAGGUUUUCCCUUCAGCUCUUGGUGCUACAGGCUGCCCUCUGCCUUUCCCAGCCCUCUGCAGCAGCUUUCCAGCGUGCCGUUCCCUGUUCUGUUUAAAGCCUGCAGUCGAGCUUUGCGUUGUUUGCUCUUUGGUUGCAGAGCUCGAGCUGAGGAGCUGGCUCUG